This is a messenger RNA of Symbiodinium sp. CCMP2592, 492 nucleotides long. The record is from the annotation of a GenBank genome assembly. Lineage: Eukaryota; Dinophyceae; Suessiales; Symbiodiniaceae.
AUGUUGAAAGUGCCGGUAAUCGCAGCUGGCGCAUCAGGCACUGGAAGGCAGUUGGCGGCUGCUUUAGCUAUGGGGGCUCAUGGCAUCACGAUGGCCACAAGGUUCCUGUGCACGGUCGAGGCUCCGAUCGACCAGAAAGUGAAGGAGACGUUGAUGAACCCAGACAUGGACGAGAGGAGUACUACGAUCGUUUUGGGAACACUGAGCAAUGCUACGCGGGUCUUCAAGAACGGCGUGUCGAAGAAGAUUCGCGAGAUCGAAAGUCAAGGCGAUGUGGAUUUUAGCCAAGUCAUGCCCCUCGCGAGUGGCAGCCGAACUAAGAAAAUGUGGCAAGAAACCGGCGACACGGAAGAUGCCAUGUGGAGUUGUUCCCAAAGCAUCGGUCUCAUCAGCGACAUUCCAACGUGCAAAGAUCUGCUCCAGCGGAUCGUGGCAGAAGCUGAAGAUCGCUUGUCCGUGGGAAUGAGGUGCGUCGUGGCCUCCAAGCUUUGA